UGCAUGCGCCACUGGGCGAGUCUCGGCUGUCUCCGUAACUGUGCUAUUUCUCCGCGAAAAAAAGGGAGAGAGGGGAGAGUUGGGGCGGAGGGGCCGCCAUUAUCGGGAAGCUGGAAAAACCCACCGCUCAGCCCACAUGCAGCCCUGUAGCUCGGCCACGCGUCCAGCGGCGCUCCUGCGUUCCGGGGCUUCGGUUCGGCGGUGAGGCGGCAUAUCUGCGGCGGACCGGAGGGAGAAGCCCGCGCGCGGCCGUCUGAAACCAGCGCCUUAUUAUGGCCACAACAAAGGACGGCAUAAUUGGUCCAGAGCAACGUGGUAAGGCCGGAGGGAGAGUCUGGAGCUGGUGUGUGUUUUUCUCCUGUGUUAGCGGGGGGACCAGCGGCUGCGGGGGUCUCUGUGUUGAAUGUUGGCGUUGCUAGGAUUACCCCCGAUUUCUCUGUAAUAUGGGCAAGAAACAUGCAAGCCGGACCAAUCUGAUGUAAAGGAAUGGUAGAACCACCAAUGCAGAAAUAAAUCAGGAGACCGAUGUGAUCGAACAGAAGCGAAACUCUUUAACUCUUUAUGGACACGUGUCAGAGAGUCAUCCUCUGUUGACCUUUGUGGCAUGGCAAGAUGAGUGUCUGUGUACGAUGAUGGCCAAAAAGCAAGAUUCGCGGGCGCCCACCUACAACCUGGUUGUUGUUGGACUGUCGGGCACAGAGAAAGAAAAAGGCCAGUGUGGAGUUGGGAAGUCUUGCCUUUGUAAUCGCUUUGUCCGCCCAAGUGCAGACGACUUUCAUCUCGAUCACACAUCAGUAUUAAGUACCAGCGAUUUUGGGGGCCGGGUUGUCAACAAUGACCAUUUCCUGUUCUGGGGAGAGGUGGAGCGAUCUUUGGAAGAUGGCUCAGAAUGCAGGAUGCAUGUCGUUGAGCAGACCGAGUUCAUUGAUGACCAGACGUUUCAGCCGCAUCGUAGCACAGCACUACAGCCUUACAUCAAAAGAGCUGCGUCCACAAAGCUGGCAUCUGCUGAAAAGCUCAUGUAUUUCUGUACAGAUCAGUUGGGGCUGGAGCAGGACUUUGAGCAGAAGCAGAUGCCUGAGGGAAAGCUACAGGUGGACGGCUUUCUCCUCUGUGUUGACGUGAGUCGAGGAAUGAACCGCAGCUUUGAUGACCAAAUGAAAUUUGUCACCAACCUGUAUAAUCACCUAGGAAAGACAAAAAAGCCUGUCGUGCUUGUUCUCACCAAGUGCGAUGAAGGUGUUGAGCGGUACAUCAAGGACUCUCAUACCUUUGCUAUUACUAAGAAGAACUUGCAAGUUGUGGAGACCUCAGCUCGGUCUAAUGUCAACGUGGACUUAGCUUUCCUCACGCUGAUGCAACUCAUCGAUAAGGGGAGGGGCAAGCUUAAGAUAAUACCUUAUUUUGAGGCUCUAAAGCAUCAGAGUCAAUUGAUUGCCUCUGCGAAGGACCGCUAUGAAUGGCUGGUGAACCACAUAGUGAAGAAUCAUAAUGAGACAUGGCCCAACGUCAGCCGACGCAUGCAGCCAUCGCCAGAGUACAAAGAGUAUGUCUUUUUAGAGGGUACGGCCAAGGCGAAAAAGCUUUUCCAGCAGCAUAUUCAUCGACUUAAACAGGAGCACAUUGAGAGGCGUCGCAAGGGAUACUUAAGUACUCUUCCACUGGCUUUGAGUUCUUUAGUAUCUGAACUGGAUGAAAUUGAGCAUUUGAGCUGGUCUGGGGUGCAGAAGGUUCUUGAGUCCAAAAAGGACUUUGACCAUUGGUUUGUUGUGCUAGAGGAUGCACCGUGGGAGGAUACACCACAUCUUGACAAUAUGGAAGAUGAACGCAUACCCUUUGAUGUGCUUGACACAACUGCAGCAGAAAUCAUCUUUGAUGCACAUCUUGAACAUCUGCGUAAUGAGAGCAAGCGAGCUGAAAUGCGACACGAGUUCAAGAUGAAACUGGCAUCUUCACCCUUUGUCACUCCUGGCAAGCCAUGGGAAGAGGCACGCAGCUUCAUAAUGAAUGAAGAUUUCUACCAGUGGCUGGAGGAGCCGGAAUACUUGGAUAUUUACAACAGGCAUCAGAAGGUGAUCAUUGACCGAGCGAAGGAGGAUUUUCAGGAAUUACUCCUGGAGUAUUCUGAGCUUUUCUAUGAACUUGAAGUAGAUGCAAAGCCAAGUAAGGAAAAGAUGGGUGCAAUUCAGGAAGUGCUUGGGGAGGAGCUGCGCUUCAAAGCUUUACAGAAGCUUCAGGCAGAGAGAGAUGCUUUAGUACUGAAGCACAUCCACUUUGUCUAUCACCCAACGAAGGAUACCUGUCCUAGCUGCCCAUACUGUGUGGACAACAAGAUUGAACAGACUUUAGCCUUAUGCUUCCCCACACGCUACCCUUCCUUUGGAAAGUCUCACAUGAAUGACAGCAAAGCAGAUAGGAUUAAUUUGGUGAUCUUGGGAAAAGAUGGUUUAGCAAGAGAGCUAGCAAAUGAGAUCCGGGCUUUGUGUACCAACGAUGACCACUAUGUGCUUGAAGGAAAGCUGUACGAGCUGAUACUCAGACCCAUUGAAGGCAACGUGAGGCUUCCUGUGAACUCCUUCCAUACAGCCACAUUCACACCUCACGGAUGCCUGUGUUUGUACAAUUCAAAGGAAUCUCUGUCUUAUGUUGUGGAAAGUAUUGAGAAGUUGAGAGAGUCUACACUUAGCAGGAGGGAAAACCACAUAGCACAACUUCCUCUGUCUCUUUUGUUAGUGACUAAAAGAGGUGUGGGAGCAUUGAGUGACAUUGGUGGUGAGACUGCCCAAUCCUUAAUCUCUCAGGGUCAGCAGGUAGCCAUGAAACUACAGUGUAACUUUUUGGAACCUGCCUCUCCUGGCUCGGGCUAUGGGCGUAACGUGAAUGAAAGACAGAUAAACCAGGUCUUAAAGUGUCUUCUGGACUCCAGGAGGAAUGCUGUUUUCCGUAGCAGUUCUCCUCCCCCUCCACCUCUGCCUCCAGGUAUCAGGGACAUGCAGCAGGACCAGAGUCCAGAGGCAGACUUGCGUAUUGUCAUGUGCCUCAUGUGUGGAGAUUCCUAUGAUGUAGACCAACUUCUUGCGCCCUUCUUGUUGCCUCAGCAUUGCAGGCCAACCUCUCCCCAUUCCAGCGGUACUUCAGUGCUUCUGGAGCAGACAGUUGGCGGCCAUAGACAGACGAUAGAGCUGUCCCUAUUGUCAUAUCAUGCUUCUUUUACCAUGCGUAAAAGCCGGCUGGUACAUGGGUAUGUAGCCGUUUACUCUGCUCGUCGUAAGGCCUCAUUUGAAACCUUGUGUGCCUUCCUCUGUGAGGUUCCGGACAUCAUUCCAGUCCAGCUGUUAGCUGUAGGGGAAACCCAAGCGGAGCUCACAGACUCUGACUUUGCGAGAGAAAUGCUGACCCAGGGUGAGGAUCUGGCUCGUGAACUCGAGGGUCGCUUUGCCAGUGUGGUCUGCGGACCAGGUGGAGUUGUCGGAGGACUGCACAGAAUAGAUCUCUUGCAACCGUUCUUUAUGGAGGUGUUAGAGAAGAAGACCCUCGUUGAGGCCACACAUAUGUACGAUAAUGUUGCAGAAGCAUGUAGCAUGAAUGAGAAUGUGUAUUCCCCUCAGUGUGGUUCCCCCAGCCCUGUCACUAUGCUGUUAGAUUCUGAGGAGGACAUGGAAGCCUCUCCGCCUUACCACGAUGGCACCCUCACCUCUCACAGUGGAUUCCGACUGCCUGACCUUGAUUCAGGGGACACGUUCUCCGUCAUCUCUGAACUUAGUACUUUUGAGAACAAGCUGAACAACAAGGUCCCUCUACAAGUCAGACCCAGGCCCAGUGUUACCUUUGACCUCCGAAAGCACAACUUUAAUCCCUACACGGACCCAAUCAGCCACCGGCGAUCCCUUACCUCCAAUGUGACCUGGCCUCCGGCUGGAGAAAGCAUUUAUGAUCCAUCAGAUUACGCUGAGCCAAUGGAUGCGGUGUCCAAGCCUCGGCCCAGCCAUGAAGAAAGCAUUUACUCUGUGCCGCAUGACAGCACACAGGGAAAGAUCAUCACCAUCCGGAAUUCCAACAGGAUGCAUUCUAACGGUGGUGGCAACGGCUCAGACAGCGAAGGAGAUGGCAGCUCGUUGGAGCGCCGACGCAAGUUCUCCACAGUAGGGGUGAAGCCACGACUGUACCGGGACCGCUCCAAGAGGCUCGGCAAGUUCAGUAACUUCCGCACCAGUUUCUCUAUCGGUAGUGAUGAUGAGCUUGGUGUCCUUCCAAAGACAAAGGAGGAUGAAGUGACUGUGCUAAAAGGAGAGUCACUUAUCGAGGAGGGGGAAGAUCCCAAGAAAAGAAACAUUCUGAGGAGCCUUCGUCGACCAGGCAAAAAAACGAGACCAAAGCCUCGACACUCAAUCUCUAAACCUUUGGAGAGUACUUAUUUUGGGGUGCCUUUGGUUAAUGUUGUGUCUCCUGAUAGACCCAUUCCACUAUUCAUUGAUAAAUGUAUCCGCUUCAUUGAGGCCACAGGUUUGACCACAGAAGGUAUUUACAGAGUUAGUGGGAACAAGGCAGAGAUGGAGAGCAUGCAGAAACAGUUUGAGCAAGACCAUGGUCUAGACCUGGUAGAGAAGGACUUCUCAAUAAACACAGUUGCAGGAGCCCUGAAGAGCUUUUUCUCAGAGCUGCCUGAGCCAUUGGUUCCAUACAGUGCACAAGUGGAGCUUGUGGAGGCUUUCAAGAUAAAUGAUCGAGAGCAGAGGCUGCAAACCAUGAAGGAUGUACUGAGAAGGUUUCCCCGCGAGAACUAUGAAGUCUUCAAACACGUCACGAGUCACUUGAACAAGGUCAGCCAGUGGAACCGGGUUAACCUGAUGACCAGUGAAAACUUGUCCAUCUGUUUCUGGCCAACACUGAUGCGCCCCGAUUUCACCACCAUGGACGCUCUGACGGCCACGCGCACCUACCAGACAAUCAUUGAGACCUUUAUACACCAGUGCGCAUUCUUCUUCUACAACCAAGCCCCCGCUGAGUCCCCUACGGGACUCUAUGGCAUGCCGGGACCAAUGGUGCCCUCCGCUCUGCCGCCGUCACCCACCGCCAUGCCCUCCUGCAUUCCGCCUCCCCCACACUUCAGUCCCCUGCUGCAGUCACCGCCCAAUUCUCCUCCUCAGAGCCCCCACACUGUCCCACCGGAGCCACAGACACUGUGAGACAGGGAAAAUGUAGAAACACACACACACACUCGUAUACAUUACUUUUUACUUGUCUAUCGGCCAUGUAUUUGCAAACAUACUCAAAGCUCAUAUCCUGCACACAUGUACUUACUUGCUGCAGUCUUUAUAUAGACACUUGAAAAAAACAGUACAUAUAUAUUUAGGUGAGUGUUGCAUGUGGCAGUUGGAUACACUUCUUCAGUAAUGCACUGAGUUAGUGAUAUACACAUGCCUGAAACUGUAGCGUGCUGUUGACGCACACUCUUACACACACACACAUAAACACACAAAUACACACGGAUUUGGUCUUAAGCAUACCCUGAGGGAAUGCACCAGUCUGAUGGCAUUUACCAAGUACAUUCACACACUUUGCACACUCAGACAAAAACACAGAUGAGUGUCCAUAUCUCUGUUUGCAAUCACGCCGUUCUCCCAUCUCUCUGUUUGUGUGCGUGCAAACCAUCCUGGAUUAUUAUGGGGCUGUCACUGUGCAGAUGGAUCAGAAGUUGUCCUUUUUAAUGAAAGUCAACGUUUUGCAGUUCAGCAGACAUUUGAGUUUGCAGUUUUUCCUGUUCUUUUCUUUCUCAUCCCUCUCUCCUUCUCUCUCACUGUCUCUCUUUCUCUCUUACCCUAUUAUUUUUCUCCUUUGACGAUUCUCUGAACCCCCUGAACUGAAACUGUGUCUACACUUUUUGCCCAACAAAUGAAGGAUAUACAUUAGGGAUGUACGUUCUGAAUUGCAGUCCAUCCACCCUGGCACUUCACUUACUUUUCCCUGAAGGAUCUAUCCAGUGAAGAUAAACAGACAUUUUGGGAGAGUAUCAAAUUUUUAUUUAUUUAUUUUUUUGAAAAGAAAAAGAAAAAAAAAGAAUGGCAUCACUGCUGCUGCACCCUAAUUUGAACGCAAUGAAAGACAUGGUAACCCAUGUUGGUUUAAUCUACCUGACCCACUAUUUGGAUUUAAAAGACUCUUGUGCUUGAGUUUGAUUCCUCCUCUUUGCUCCAAGACUUGAAGCCUCUUGACAUGCUAAGGAGUUGCAUUCGUGAAGUUUUGCUCUCAUUGGUUCCUGUGGAUAUUGUGCCCUUAAAUUCAGUCGCUGGGAGUGUGCUUACUUUUGUUCCAAGACUUUUACUUCUUCCUGGAACGCUGGGAUUUGAUAAGCUGGAUCUAUAACGACACGCGAUUAGAGGGGAAGCACUUUACGUUGGAUGAAGAAGUGCCCCAGAGCAUUUACAGACUUUGGAACACUUGACAUUUAACCUCUGAACUUUGAACCUCUCCACCAAGGGCGAACCCAAAACCCUCGCAACCUUAAUAUAGGAUACGGAUUCCAAAAACCACAUCAAUAGGCCUUUUACGGACACCCCAUUUGACUGUUUAAAUAGGAAAAAAACGACAAAGAAACUGCACCGUUUUCACUUACUAAUCUAAAGCACUUUGAUUUUCUUUUAGACCUUUUAGAACUGUUUUGUGAAACAUAACACUGAAUACCAUUUGGGGUAGGUCCUAGCCCAUGCCGGUUGGGAUGGUUUAUGAUCUUCGCGAGGCUUCUAUGUGUCUCUGUUCUGGAUUUUUCUUGUACAUGUGUGUCAUUUAAGGCUAAGCCAUGACUAAUGUAGACAUUAACUCAUAUCAUGAUUGUUUAAACAAAUGUAUUCAGAUUUCAACAUGUACAGCAGUCCGGCUCUCUGCAUCUGCCAUCGCAUACACCUUCAAAAAUCCCCAGAGUGUCAGUGCAUCUCAUGAAACCAUUUGAUAAAAAAACAAGCAUACAAAAAAAGCAGUUCAUUGUGUGUAGAUUGUAAAUGACUUUGCUGUUCUCCUAAAACAUGAAGCCUUUCUGUUUUGUAAUAUACACUGUUUGCUUGAAAUCCCCCUUUCUUUUUUUUUCUUUUUUUCUUCAAUCCAGCCAAGGUACAGUAGCUUAAGUACCAAAGUAGUGCUCAGUGCCCAGCUAGACUCAGACACUAGUUUGAAUGACUAUUUUAAUGAUUUGUUAGGGGUGAUAAUGUUUUUAAGCUAGGUUCAAAUACUGGACAUGUUGUUUGUACAUUUCAUUCAUUUGUACUGUUUUGUUCCCCUCCUUAAACAGAAAAAUCAGCUCAUUGGAUGAAAAAUGAAUGUGUUUGAUCACCUGUGUUCUUUCUACAACUGUGAUUACAUACCUGAAUUGAGAAAAUUGAGAAUUGAUUUUGCUGCAAUUAAUUGGCCUAUUCAUGCUCUGUCUGCAAUGUUUUUUUCGUAGUUAUUGGUACAAGGUUGGGCAAGAAUUUAGAUAACAUUCAGGAAAUAAAUGUAUUCAGACUAAUAUGAAAUUGUUGUGCAGAAAUCUGGCUUAGGAUUAGAUUUGGACAAAUUUAAAAAAAGCUUUACUCACUUUUAGUAAAGGUCAGGAGUAAUAUCUGUCAAGAUUAAAUGUUUUUUUAGGGAUGACUAUACAAUUUAAAGGGUAAGCAGAAAAUAACCAGACUUUUAAUGCACAGAACGUUGCUAAAUGCUAUAACGUUGCUGGCAAGCCAGGCUAGCAUCGCUAAAUUACUCUGGUGGUAAUGUUUUUAGUGUCCUAUUUUCAAAUAAAUAAUAAACAGAAAGCAUGACAAUAUAGAAUCAAUUCAAGCUUCAGCAAAGUCAAGCUAUAUGGUAAAUAAAAGUAUGAAUCUAUAGAGCUUAAUGGAAAAAUUAAUCUACAUAGGUUCUCAAUAAAGUCAUUUUAAAUGGUGGAUGUUUGCUGUAGCUAAAUUCAGUUGCUUCUUGGUUACACAAGUCAGGUUUCCAUCCACUACAGUUACACAAAAAACUAAUUUAGGAGCGGCUUUUAAAAGUUAAAUUCAGAGAGUUAACUUUGUCUUUGCUUUGAGCAAAGACAACAUUAACAUUAACACACUAACAACAUCCUGCAUCUGGGAGUGCACAUACACCAGACAGUUCUGAGAGAGCAGGAUGUAGACAUACGGCCCCAGGGGGCGGAGCCAAUGCUAGAAAUUGAUAUGUAAUUUUUGUGGUCGCUAUUAGCCAAUCAUGCAGCAAGCUUUUGACAGGCUAAACAUUCCCCAAUCAGGAUCAAACUUGUACACUGUACGUGGCCUAUUCAUAUUUCACUGCUAGGCUCUUGGCAGGUUUUAUGUGAUGUCUUGCUACACUCAUUUGGUGAAACAACUCCAGGUUCUUAAAAUUGCAAAAUAAAAGCCCUGCUCAACAUUAUAGCUCAAUUAAACAUUUUAAAAUAAUUGGGCAAACUUGAUGGACAAGUCGGAGGAAUAGUUGUUUCCAGUCAUAAUAGUUCAAAUCAACUGAAAGGAGAAUCUAAUGAUGAAUAAUGAAUGGAUUCAAGGUAUUCCUGGCUACAGUGGAGGUUCUUUUUUCAUCUGCUUUUAAGCUAUAGCUAGCAGGAUAACAGCUCAUUCACCCCAUUAAUGUUCAAAUAUGGUGUAAACAGCUGAAGGUGCAUAACCAAAGAGGUGGUGAGAGAAAGAGCAGAAGAAGAAAAUGUAUACAGUGAAAGUACAGUAACUAAAGCAUAAACAUUCUUGAAAUAAAACAAAAAAACACUGUAUUAAACCAGAGUCUGAUUUAGCAUCAGGUAACUCACUAUGAACAAAUGCUAGCCUGUUGCUAAUGUGAUGCUAGGGUAGGACAACAGCUUCACACAACUUGGUGGGUUCGGGUACAUACACUUAUUUGUCACAAGGUUAGGAAGAUGAAAACUGUGUGACUAUUUGUCCAGCACGCUAGCUAGAUUUUGAACAACCAGCUACACUCUGCUAUUGUAGUAGAAGUGAAAUCUGAUUUGUGUGGGAUGGAAUAUGCAAAUUUGGCGGAGGAGUUUCAGUUGUUAAAGGUCUCAUUCCAUUGUUUUUUUUUUAUUCUUUAUAAAUGUCUAGUUGUGGUCUCUAGUAUGAAUGAAUGCCAUGUGAGCCGUUAUAAAAAAAAUGCUCUGGUGUUUCUAUUCAGCCCUGCUUUAGAUCACUAAAUUACUGGUCUCAAUUUUACAGCUCUAAAACAAAAUGUUUUCAGAGAUACAGCCUUAGUUGUAAAGAUAUAGCACUCACAAGUUGACGUAGACAAAGUGCUUUUCCUGAUCAAUUCAUUUUUCUGAAUAUUUUUCUUUUACUAGCUACUGCAGACAGGAAGAGUUUAAGGAAGAUUUUCAUGUGCAGCAUGAACACAGUACAAAUCAUAGAGACCUUCUGUAUUUCACACAAAAGAAAGUGGAUUUUAGCGGAAGGAGAUCUUUAAACUUGUCUUGUAGAGACAGAUGCAUUUACACUUCUAUAACAUGUGGCUCAAAUGUUCCUCAGGUGACCUACUGAAGUGGGUUAGGUGAUUAGAUCUGUUUUAAAUCUUGUUUGUGUUUACACUUACAGUUUUAUAUGGAUUGGUCUCAUCCAGAUAUAAUCUUAAAACUCAAAAUGGAGGACAUGACCACACCCUGUUUGUCUUUGGUCACAUAAUUUCACUUGAGAAUUAGGAUCGAAGCAGAUAUAAAUCUAAACCCCCGACAAUUUCAGGAAGUUUUCUGAGAUGCAUUUGAUCCACAUGUUACAGCAGUGUAACCUCAUCUGUAUCUCCAAAACACAUUAGUUGACCAAAACUCAUUUGACGACCAAGUGUAAAUAUGUUUGGUUAAAAGCCAUACUAGGGUACAAUUCAGAUACGAUACACAUUAAGUAUCCAGGUGUAAAUAGGGUCUAUAAGAUUAAAAAACAACAAUAAAUGUUAGAUUUUUAAUUAAGCAGACGUCAAUGUUAGACCAGAGGUUGAUGUUUAAAAUUUUGCUGUGUUGCCUGGCCAGAAUCAAUCAGAUUAUUGAUUAAACAGGUGGAAAAACAGUCUCUACAGAUGGUUUCUACAUUAUGCAUGACUUUUUUUAAUCUCUUAUUGGUUUAAAUAAACUUAUGUCGCUCAUAAGGGCAUAUUUCCACAAUUGAACCAUUUUCAAAGCUUGUCCAGUCGUAUUAGUUUUUAGUUGUUGCUCAAGAAGGCAGAGCAUGGAUACGUCAGUUGAGUUGAGCUACAGAACGAUUUUACAUGGGGGACAAAAAUCCAAUGGAGUUGAUACAGCAUCUGCUUGUUUUUGUGUGUGGGGGGGGUGCUGACUCAUGUGGAAACAAGUUAAAAAGGAAUUAUGUUAAAAAAUGUUUAAAACUUGACAGCGAUUGUUGAGUCGACUGGCUAACUGCUGUGAGUUAUUUUUAAGGUUGUUUCUCUGUCCUGGACAGCAAGCCUGAACAAUUAGCUCAUUCUUUUUCUUCUGUUAGUAUCAACACAUACCUUUGCUGUGGAUUAUCUUCACUUCUUUCUCUUAAAACCCAUAAAACCUCUCAAAACUGGAGAGCUCUUGUAGCAUAACUGCUAUUAUCCUAGCCUCUGAUGCUAACUAAGACCAGAAAUGAUCCUAGAUCGUCUCUGAACAUUUACACCCAAAUGUUUCCCCCAAAAAGCUCUGUAGAAUAAAGAAGAUUUGAACAGGAGGGGCGUCUUAUGAAUGUGAAUGUUUUCAGAUUAAAUGAUAAAGCUCAGCUGCAGUGUACUUUCUUUAAACCUGGCCUAGUUGUGGUCUUUUCUGCUGUAGUUUGAGUUCUAUUAUCUGCUGCCCUCUUAUGGCUCUGGUGUGAACUGCAGGAGAGUUGAUCAAUGAUGUGUAGGACGGUCAAAAGUUUGGACACUCGAGUCGAGCUUUUUUUUUACUUCUCGUUUCCUCAUUUUAUAGUUGUGGUGAUAAACAAUAAAGUACAUGUUUUUACUCACAGCUAAAGCUAAAAAUGUUACGUUACAUUUAUACAGUAAUAUUUGUCCCAGAAACAAAUAUCAAGCAUUUAAACAUAAGCUUUUAGAUUCAUUUUACAAAACAAAAUUACAUUUAAUCAGAUGAACUCAAAGCUUUGACUGGAUCAGCAUGUUUAGGAGCAUUUGAAGAAGAUUCAUUUGUUUGAUUUUCUUUCUCUUGGGAACAAUGAUUGUGCAUUUGACUAAAGAAUUAGUAGCUUCUGUUUCCUCUAGUCUGCUUCUAAACCUGUCUCAGAGCCUCUCUGCCUUUAAUUUGCAGGGAGAUGAACCCCCUGCUGUUAUCAGAGAGUAGCUGUAAGGUCAUGUUUCUUAUGGACUGUGUGACUGUAUGGAAGAGUGAGAUGAUUUAGAGGGUGAGCAGUGACUGACUGUAGCUGCAUCACCUGAACUCCUGCAACUACAUCUAAAACAAUCACAGCAGCAACGCAGAUUCUUCUCUUCUAGUGAAGUAAAUAGAAAACUUCCAGUGGGUGUUUUUCAUUUGUGUGUGUGAGGUGUCUAAUGUUUUAUGCCUUUUCUCGAUGGAUGCUGUUCAUUUUGAUACUGAUUAACAAAGUUUUGUUGGAUUUUUUCUUUUUCUUUUAGUGGGUGGAUUUAGGGUGAACUCAGUUCCAUGCAUGAUUGAAGACCCUUACUGGGAGAAAGGGUUGCCACUUUUCAGUAUUUCAAAAGUCAUGAAAUUAUGAAUAACCUGUAUUUAAAGAUGUAAAUGGUGUGAAAUGGAAAGAAGCAUCAGCAGAGCCUCUCCUGGAGGAGAGCCAGGAGGGCUGUAUGAGCUGUACCAUAGACAAUAAAUCAGUCCUGAUACAUGGAAAAA
Molecule: messenger RNA, 11794 nt
Organism: Astyanax mexicanus (Mexican tetra)
Lineage: Eukaryota; Metazoa; Chordata; Actinopteri; Characiformes; Acestrorhamphidae
Gene: arhgap35b
Product: Rho GTPase activating protein 35b
Exons: 7
Coding region: 630-5186 (1518 amino acids)
Biological process (GO): signal transduction
Molecular function (GO): GTPase activity; GTP binding
Source: RefSeq, a predicted model, not a curated record